Molecule: messenger RNA, 1718 nt
Organism: Radiomyces spectabilis
Lineage: Eukaryota; Fungi; Mucoromycota; Mucoromycetes; Mucorales; Radiomycetaceae
Product: beta-lactamase/transpeptidase-like protein
Exons: 4
Coding region: 235-1584 (449 amino acids)
Source: RefSeq, a predicted model, not a curated record
GGGUUGCUCUGUGAUGAAUAAUCUAAUGAAGACAAAAUCGUACACAGGGCAAUUGUAAAGACAAUAUGAAAUUUUCAUGCAAACGGUGGACGACGGCUUUUCGGCUUUGAAAGCCGAGACAUUUCUUUUUUUGAGAAGCCGCAAUGGUGAGAAAAAUUUGGAUUUAAAGCAGAUGACAGACCUUUGCGGUUUUUUUCCCCUCUUCUCUACAAGUGGCAGUCGACCACCUGUAUUAUGUUUAGUUCAGGCUUUUUUUUAGCGGCUUUGGCCGUUGGUGCGGCUCUCGUUCAUCAGUACUUGUCCAAAGGCCCUUAUAUCCCAUGGACAUGUGCCUUGUUCGAAUACAAAUGCCCUCGAGACAUACCAUUCUCUGGUUUCGCCCAACUCGAAUAUGCGGACGUGUUUGCUAAGUUUCAAGAGAACUUUAACCGAGGUCGUGAAGUGGGCGCUAUGGUGACAGCUUACGUGGAUGGGGAACUGGUGAUCGAUGCCUACGGUGGAUGGCAAGAUGCAAAGAAACGGAUUCCUUACACCAACGAAACACUCCAACUUAGCUGGUCCAGCACGAAAAUGCUUAGCGCCAUCAUUGUUGCACAGUAUGUCGAAAAGGGACUUUUGUCUUACGAUGAAAAAAUCGCUACCUAUUGGCCGGAAUUCGCCCAAAACAAUAAGAGCGACGUCACGUUGGGCGAUCUGAUGCAACAUGCCGCCGGAGUGAGUUGGCUUGACGAACCGUUAUCAGCUGCGGUCGCCGCCGAUUUGGACCAACUGGCGAUUGUUUUAGCGAAACAGCCUCACAACUUUGGUGGCGUACGCACGCGAGGUUAUCAUGCAGUGACACAAGGAUGGUGUAUUAAUGAAAUCAUUCGCCGGGUUGACCCAGCACAUCGAACCAUCAACGAUAUCGCUGCCGAGCUUAAUAAGGUCUACAAUAUUGAAUGGUACCUCAAGCCGCAUGAGCCCAAAUUCGAUCGACGCAUUGGUCCACACUAUAAACCUUCGCCCUUCUACCGAAAAAUGCGACAAUGGGCCAAAAGUCUUGGGCUUAACCUUUAUGACGAUGCGGAUUCAACCGUAACGGUAGACUAUGACCUCAUUUACAGGGCAGCAGGUAUCUCCAUGCCGGAUCAAGUGGCGCAUACCGAAAUGUGGAAGAUACGCCACGUUGAAGGUCCUGCCUACAACGGCUACACCAAUUCACGCUCCAUGGCGAAACUGGCUGCAAUGAUGGCCAAUAAGGGCCACGCUAUAGUGAAAGGCGAGCCGGACCUUUUGAACGAGAAAACGUGGACAGAAGCCAUGAAGCCGGUCCCUGUGGAUGUAGAUGUCCUGCUUAACGGAGCUCCUUCGCCAAGUCUUCGAGGUGGAUUUGGCAUCGGACCGGGCCAAACCAUUGAUGGCGUUGUCUUUGCAGGCUGGGAAGGGAAUGGUGGCAGUAUCUUUUGGUGGAAUGAAGAAUACAAGAUUGGCGUCGGCUACACCAUGAAUGCAAUGAUCGAUGGUGUGCCGCCCGAUUACCGAAGUACUGAAUUGGUACGCCUUUUAGUCAAACAUGUAAAGGAGAAGAAGAAGAAUAGCGUGUAAAAUUCCAAAUGAUCUCUGAAUAUAAGGUUGCCUUCUUUCUUGCGUUGCUGAAAUUUGCAAUGGCUCUUUCUUACAGUUCAUUAUUUUCGCUUGUCAUUGAUGGCAGAGUUGCAUCCAAAUUUUUUAUUUUAAGC